Molecule: messenger RNA, 856 nt
Organism: Drosophila navojoa
Lineage: Eukaryota; Metazoa; Arthropoda; Insecta; Diptera; Drosophilidae
Source: RefSeq, a predicted model, not a curated record
UCUUUGAGCUUUGAUAACAACAAAAUAAAAUGUGGAAGAGGUUGAGUGUGCUAAUGCUGAUUGGAUUAAUCGAACUCGCUUCGGCUCAACGUCCAUCCUUUGCCGGCGCACGGCCGCCAGGCGGACUCAGCCAGAAGGACAAGUAUAACGGCGCCCAGAAUACGGCCGUGGAGAACAUAUCUGGCGUGGACAUUGCCACACGCUUCGGCUCGGAUGCAGUGCCGCAGCAGGCGCAAACAGUCAGCUUGGCCUACGGCGCCCCGCAGAGGCCGCCAGUGGGCGUGCCCCUCGUGUUUGCCGUGAGCAGCUAUGAGCCCGUGGUGGCAUCGAGUGUGGUGCCGGCCACCGUUGACGUGGCCAACCGCUUUGGUGGUGGUGCUGCUGCUGCCAGUCCCCCAUCUGUGGGCAGCACUCAAGCCCCCGCCAGCGGAGUGAGUCCUCCUCCUUCACCCACUCCAAGUGUCGUCAGACCCGUGGCGAAUGCUCUGCCCAUCGAUGCGCAUGGAGACGAGAACUAUGUGAACUACCUGAGUCAGCUGCCCCAGGAUAAUCAGCCGUUCUGGUUCCUCAACUACCAGGCCAUCGAGGCACUGAGGAACAGCUCGAGGCCGAAUGUGGGUGCACUCGAGACGCGGGGAUCUUUCUUUGCUGGCUAAAGCUCGUUUUCCAGCCACACAAAAAAUUACAAUACGUGUGUGGGUGUGAGUAGAGAGUGUACAUACGCUUACUCAGCAAUAUUAUCUUGAAAACCGGGAGGAAAUACCAACAUCGUGAAUUGUGAUUUUUCAAGCGAUAAGAUUGCGAUUCGACAUAUGAAUAGAGGAAAUAUAAAAUACAAAUUAUAUUACAAAAGCAA